AUGGCAGUGGCAGUGGCAGUGGCCGCGACCACCGUGUCCGGUGCGGAGCACAACCGCAUUAUGUGGCGGAUGAGGCUGCACUCUGCACUUCGGACCGUUUUGGCGUAUAGUAUAAUUGGCUGCUCCACUCUUUAUGGACCACCUUGGUUAAGAAAAUUAGCAGCAUUUCCAGCAUUCUCAUACGUAACAGCUACUCUCAUCACUAGCGACUCGACGUUAGGUGACACAUUGAGUGGCUCAUGGCAUGCAAUUCUCGCCACAGUUCAAACCGUUCCGCUUUCCAUACUUGGCGUAUGGAUAGCGGCCAAUGGGUCCGAUAGGCUAUCACCCGUUGCUUCCGCCCUGGCAUUAGCACUAACUUCGUUACUGGUGUCUCUCGUAGAAUGUACGCAUUUUAGGUGCAAAAAGAUUGCUUUUGGGCAACUAGUGCUUGUGUUUGCUGAUGGUGUUAUUCGUGGAUUGAAUACAAGUGCUUUUGUCCACCCUCUUCGUGUUGCAUGGAGCACAGUCCUUGGAAUCGUUGCUUCUCUUCUUGCUUUAUCGCUUCCCUAUCCGAGGCUAGCUUACUAUGAGGUUUCAAUCAGUUUAACAUUUUCUGAUGAAGCCGUAAAGAAGUACUGGUCUUUAAGCAUCGGUGAAUUUUUCGUCAGAAAACUACACCGAUUAUAUGCUGAAAACUCAAAAGAGAGAAUGGAAGUAUAUUCAAGGGCAAUCACUUCCCAAUACAAUUUUAAUGCAGUUGAACUAUUGUCCAAAGCCAAGGUCCUUGCUCAAACAGGACCCAAGCUUCUCCAAAGCUCCAAAGUUUUGAAGGGAGGUCUAAUGUGGGAAACACCUUGGCUGCUAUUUUUCAAAUGUUGUUCCGAAGUUCCUAGAGACAAUGAACUCAAAAACAUGGAAAUAACAAUAAGAGGAAUGGAAAUCGCCCUAUCUUCAUGUCCUUCAUUUUCCACUGGCCUGGUGACCGAAGAGUUAAAGGGCGCGUUACAACAUAUAUCUGAGCAAAUUGGUCGAAAAUCAGACCAAUCUACUCAUCAAGAAACAAAAGUAGACUUUCCCAAUUAUGAAUCCCCUUUGAUCCAUAAUGACACCAUAUCUCCGACUCAAACAAGCCUCCCUGCAUUUUUCUUCUUAUCUUGUGCAAAAAUGCUGCUUAAUAAUUCAUCCCAAUCACUUCCCAAAGAUUCCAAACCUAAUGCAGAGGUUCAUUCAAGAAGAGUGUGUCAUAACAUUUGGAUGAAAAGGCCAAGAAAAGAAACAUUGGUGUUUGCAAUUAAAUGUUCUAUUUCUUUAGGCCUAGCUAUGUGGCUAGGCCUACUAUUUGAUAAAGAAAAUGGUUUUUGGGCAGGUCUAACAGUAGCCAGUAGCUUAGUACAAGGCAAAAUAGCAACAUUUACUCUUGCUAACGCACAGGCACAAGGAAUUGUAUUCGGAUCAGUCUAUGGAGUCCUCGGCUGCUCUGUCUUCAAAAGUAUCGACAACUUAAAAUUCUUAGCCCUUCUCCCUUGGAUUAUUUUCAGCAGUUUUUUGAAAAAUAGCCGGAUUUAUGGCCAAUCAGGUGGAAUUUCAGCAUUAUUAGGAGCGGUCAUGAUCUUAGGACGAAAAAACUAUGGCCCUCCUAAUGACUUUGCCAUCAUAAGACUAACAGAAACUUUUAUUGGAUUGUCUUGUUUCAUUGUGGUACAGUUCUUAUUCAAUCCGAAACGAGCGGCCAAUCUUGCAAAGAAUCAAUUACAUUUCACAAUGGAUAUUCUCAAAGAUUGCAUGAACCAAAUAGUGCAAAAAGAGCAGCCAGAACUGCUGGGAUUAAUGGAAAAACAGAGGAAAUUAAAAUCCCAUAUCCUGAAUUUGCAAAAAAUUUCUCAUAAUGCAGAAGUGGAGCCUGAUUUUUGGUUUCUUCCUUUUAAUGCAACUUGCUACAAGAAGCUCCAAGGCUCUUUAUCAAAAAUGGCCGAUUUAUUUUACUUCAUUGUCUACAAUAUCAACAGUAUGUCACAAGAUUUUCAAAACAGCGGUGUUGAUAAUUGGAAUGAACUCCAAGAAUGUAUAAAUGAUGAAUUGGAGCAUUUGAAGGAAAAUUCAAUUCUGUCACUAACUUUUCUUGACAAUAAGCCCAGUUUGAUCAAGUUGUUCCCAGAUGAUGAUCAAGAGGAGAAAAGACUUAAUGAUCUUGAGGAGGGGAAACUACCAACAUACCCCAAGUCAAGUAAUUUGAUUAAACAGAAUGAUGAAAAAGGAGAAAGAGGAUUAAGUUUUUUUCUUGAGAGAUCAAAAGAGGUGAUUGACCGAAUAUUAAGUAGCCAAGGAAACAAGGAGCUAAAAGGAAAGUCAAUUGCUUCAUUGUAUGCUCUGGGAUUUUGUAUAAGCAGCAUGCUGAAAGAGAUCAAAAAUAUUAAAAUUGCUAUGAAGGAAUUGUCACACUGGGAAAGUCCUUAA
Messenger RNA from Nicotiana tabacum (common tobacco), 2436 nucleotides. The record is from RefSeq and is a predicted model, not a curated record. NCBI's taxonomy places the organism in Eukaryota, Viridiplantae, Streptophyta, Magnoliopsida, Solanales, Solanaceae.